Molecule: messenger RNA, 1620 nt
Organism: Mucor mucedo
Lineage: Eukaryota; Fungi; Mucoromycota; Mucoromycetes; Mucorales; Mucoraceae
Exons: 4
Coding region: 377-1534 (385 amino acids)
Biological process (GO): ubiquitin-dependent endocytosis
Cellular component (GO): cytosol; cytoplasm; plasma membrane
Molecular function (GO): ubiquitin protein ligase binding; protein-macromolecule adaptor activity
Source: RefSeq, a predicted model, not a curated record
AAUCAUGGUGAAUACACAAUGCAUCAAUCUCAGGGCUAUUACUUUUAAUUGUAGAAAACAAAAACAGCAUGUAGAAAAUUAAAUCGAAAAAUCAUUUAAAUUAAAGUUCCUUAUUAAAACGAAGGACAGAAGGAGAGUGAAAACUCCUCUUUCAAUUAGCCAGAUGAAAGACAUAGUUUCAAAUGCCUUUGUCUAUGUAGAGAAGGGGAUGCAUGGGAGGGAUUCAAGUCACACACUAUGUACCAAAACGCAAAAAGGGACACACACACACACACACAAAUAUUUGUGCCCUCCCCUCUCCCUCUCUUGUCUUUUUUUUUAUGGUUGCUCAAAACCGUAGCUCUUCUAUGCCUCAAAACAACCUUCUUUUUUACACAUGAUAACCAUCGUACUUGAGCCAGAUACUUCGAGUAUUCACAACUUUAGUCAUGGCACUGUAUUACCAAACGAAAGCUUUCAAAUGACAGGCAUGGUAGAAAUUCAAGCAAUCCGUCCUGUUCACAUAAAACGUUUGCACAUUGGUUUUCAUGGCAGAGUUCAGACUGUUUUAUCCACCACUGACUUACAUGAUAGUUUAACCAUGGGCGAUGAAGUACCCAUGGACCGAUGGAAUACGAAUAUGCCGACAAAGUUUAUGGAUAAAUUAACCCGAGGUGUACUUGGCCAAACGCAAGUUCAUUAUACACUCGUGGACGAAAGUGUGGUUAUACUUGAAUCGCAAUGUCUUCCCAUGGGUAAAACUCGACUGCCAUUCAGCUUAAAUAUUAAGAAUAUUCAUUGUUUACCACCGUCACUGUUCUUACCGCACCAUGUGAUUCGAUAUACCCUUUGGGCCUCCCUCAAAUUAGAAAAGCUAAAAUUAUCCUUGACCAAAACCAAAUACAAGACCGAAAUGCCCAUCAUCAUGUACAAUCAUACGUAUCCCAGCCUUAAUUUAUUGGAUCUGUCUCGCAUACGGUAUCGGGGCAGCCGUAAAGAUUGUUUGAUGUAUGAAAUUAGUAUGCCUAAAUUUACAUGUUUACAAUCCACACGGCAUCCAUUUACAUGCCAAUUUAAUUUAAUACGUCGAGAUACGUUGAUUGAGUCCAUCGAGUUUUAUUUAGAACAAACUGAAUUAUACCCGAUUCGUGCGGGUAAUUAUAAUACAAUGUAUCAGGUCCAUGAGGAUACCUUAAUUGCAAGACAUCGCAAGUUUUCACGUACAAAACAUGAUAUGCAUACUUACGAAAAUGGAAAAGAACUGGAAUUAUCACUUUCAUUCAAUUUACCACAUAUCUCACCAUAUAUUGAUACCAGUACACUGAAAAUCCGUCAUCAGUUACAAGUGCUGAUUCGAUUUAACAAUAAAAAGGAGAAACAAAUGUCACUUAGUUUUCCAUUAACUAUUGGUACAGUGCCUAUGGAAGUCAUGGUGACGACUGUACAACCUUCGCCUAACCAAUGGCUUGCACCUGUUGUCCAUGACGAAUUACCCACGUAUUUAGAUGUUUUAACUGAAGGCCAUCCUCCUUCGCCAUUUCUGGAGGACAUUUAAAAUAUUUUGUGUUACCUUUAUUACCUUUAUAAACCAUGCUUUUGUGUAUUAUAAACUAAGCAGUAACGACAGAAAAAGAGAAGGGC